Molecule: messenger RNA, 3158 nt
Organism: Oryzias melastigma (Indian medaka)
Lineage: Eukaryota; Metazoa; Chordata; Actinopteri; Beloniformes; Adrianichthyidae
Product: interferon-induced protein 44-like
Exons: 7
Coding region: 131-1468 (445 amino acids)
Source: RefSeq, a predicted model, not a curated record
UUUACAGCAAUGUUUACAGAGUGGUGUAAUUUAUUCAGUAACAUGACUGUUUCCUGUUUCUCCUUUCACCCCAAAUCAAGGUUCCAGUCAUCAUCAAGGAUCAAAGGAUCAAGCAGCAUCUUCAGACCAGAUGAACUCCAAGCUCACCACGAAUCAGGAGAGAGCAAUCUGCUCCCAGCUGGGAAAUUUCAAACUGAAGUUGCUCUACAAAGCCAGCAUCCAUGGUUUCACUGGAGCAGCUUUUCACCUACGCUGUGACAACCAGUAUCCCACUGUGUGUGUGGGCUACAACAACUCUGGACGUGUGUUUGGAGGCUACACCAGACGACCGUUCAGUCAGUCUGGACAGUAUGUAAAUGAUGAUCAGGCCUUUCUGUUCUCCUUCAGUGGAGAAAAGCUCAACAAAUAUCCAUGCAUUAAUGCUCCAUAUGCAGUAAAAAUGCACAGCAACUGUGGUCCUUAUUUCGGAGAAGCUUUAGUUUUUGUCAAUGCAAGCCAACCAAUAGUUUACUGUAAUCCUGGGCAGUAUUAUAACUUCAAUGCUGCAGAGAUGCACGGCAACAACCUCAACCUGACUGAGUGUGAAGUUUACCAGGUGGAAAAGACUGCUGAAAUAGUGAAACCAUGGAGACCUGUAAUCUGGGAGUCAAAGAGAAAGACCGAGCUGAUGGAGAGCAUUCAAUUCUACAAACCUUUGAACAGCUCAGUGACUCAGGCUCGGGUUUUACUUAUUGGACCUGUUGGUGCUGGAAAGUCCAGCUUCUUCAACUCUUUCAACUCCGUUUUUAGAGGUCAUGUCACCGGCCAGGCCAUGGCUGGAAGCACCUCCACCAGUCUGACGACACAGUUCAGAACAUACUCCGUGAAGGCUGGAAGAGAAGGUAAACCUCUGCCACUCGUCCUGUGUGACACCAUGGGACUGGAGGAAAACGUGGGGGCGGGACCAGAUAUAGAUGACAUCAGCAAUAUUCUUAAAGGUCAUCUGCCUGACCGUUACCAGUUCAACCCCUCUGUUCCUCUGCAAUCAGAGGCUCACGGUUUCUGCAAGAGUCCAGAUCUCAAAGACAAGAUCCACUGUGUGACUUAUGUCCUGGACGCCAGCAAGAUCUCCAUCAUGUCCACAAAGAUAGAGGAGAAGCUGAAAGCUAUCCGUAGGACUGUCAACUUGAUGGGGAUCCCUCAGCUGGUGUUGCUCACUAAAAUAGAUGAAGCCUGCGCUCUGGUGAGAGAAGACAUCAGAAAUGUCUACCAAAGUAGCUACAUUAAAGAACUGAUGCAGGAGGCCGCCGCUCGGGUCGGUGUACCUUUGUCCUGCAUCAUUCCAGUGAAGAACUACAGUGAGGAGCUGGAAUUGGACACAAACACCGACAUCCUGCUGCUCAGUGCAGUCAUUCAGAUGCUUCGCUUUGUGGAUAACUUCUUUGAUGACAUCAGUGGUCAGCUGAGCAGUGUCACAACUGGGAAGUGAAGCUUUGGCGGAAUUUCAAUCAGGAAGAUUUACUUCCUCUCAGGCAUGUAGGGUGUUUAUCGUCACUCUUCACGUCAUCAAUUAGUAUGCACUAGGCAUUAGUAUGCCAAUAGUUGAAGUACUCACUUUCUUCACAGCCAAUCACAAUCAAACUUCUGCCUUUAAAUUAAGUAAAGUUUGCUUUUUUACGCAUUCCAGACAUUGCGCCGGCCCACCACCAUCCCAUACCCAUCCUAGCUCUUCGAUUGGCACGGUCCUGCCUACCCACCAUCGGCGUCUGGGCUCUGGGUCUCUUCGUCUGGUCCAAGAGUUCCUCACUUCCUCCAACUCAUACACCUCUGCCUUGAAUGGGGGGUCUCUGUACUUGGCCCAAGGUCUUCAUUAACAUGCAAGAUUUCUCCAGACCAGAGACCAACCACCAAGACUUUUAUUUUUGUGCUAAAUGUUUCACAAAUAUUUUCACAAUGAAAUCUUUUGAAUUCCACUUUCGAGUUCUCUCCUUAUUGAAAUAAUCAUCUCUCAGAUCCCUCCUGUUGUAGAAAAACCCAAAAAGUGCAAGAUAACUCAUCAGGACUUAUGGUCACUCAAAAUAGAUAAUAAAAAACUGUUUUUAUUAUCUAAGCUAUAUAGCAAAAUUAAAAAGUAUUUUGUCUCUAUCUGACGUAGAAACUAUUAUUCUUUUUAUUUCUUCUAGUUUAGAUUACUGUAACUCUCUUUUUACCUGUUUUAACAAACGUUUGCUGAACCGUCUUCAGCUCGUCCAAAACUGCAGAAAGUCUUUUAACAGGAACCAGUAAACAGACACACAUCACUCCGCUACUGUCUGCUUUCCAUUGGUUACCCAUUCAAUUUGAAAUUGAUUUUAAAAUUUUACCUGCACUUUUUAGAGCCUUGCAUGGUACAGCGUACAUCUCUGACCUUUUAACCCCAUACUCUUCAGCCCAAUCCUUGAGGUCUUCCAACCAAAAUCUGUUAAACAUUCCAAAAACCUGCUUUAAGACUAGAGGAGAUGUCUCCUUCCAAGCUCCUUGUCUUUGGAAUUCCCUCCCAUUGCAAUUGCUCCAGAUUGACUGUUAAGUUUUUUUAAAUCCCAAUUCAAGCAGUUUUUUGUUCAGGAGAGCUUUUAGUUGAUUUUAGGCCUUGUUUUACUAUGUCUUACUGUGUUUUUAGUUAUUUUAUAAUUGGUUUUUAUUACUUCUCUGUGUUUUGACUUGAUUCUAUGCUCUUUUUGUAAAUCAGUUCUACUGUAUUCUAUUCUAUUCUGUUUUUUUCUAUGGUCCCAGGAUGAAAAUAUCUUGCUGGACCACAAAAAUGAAAACUUUGAAUAUUAAGAGUACAAACAAUUCCUUUUUUUGAAUUCACUUAGUUGUAAUGUCAAAUUGACUAAAGUUGAAUUACAAAGUUAUAAAAUCUGUCAGUUGCCUAAUUGUGACAAAUACUGUACUCAUAGUUAAUUAUCAUUCUGUGGUCUUUUUCUUUGAAAGUGGAAGAAGUAAACUGACAAAUAAAUCCCAAUCUUCUGCUUGUUAUUAAAGACAAACAAAUAAAGUGCCAUGUUGCUGGAAAUGAGUGUUUACCUUCUGUUCCUGAACUUUAAGCAGUAUCAAGCAGACCUUUUGUCAUUUCCAGCUUAAUUUUCAAAGCUCAGAAUUCCUCAGACGAGGUCAAAGAUCUGCUGUAAGUUUGUCAA